CCAGACUGUGUCCCCUUCCAUGGAGAGGUGCUGGUGGGAGCAGGGCUGGGGGAAGCUGGAGCUCCUGGGAUGGAGGGGACGUGGGCUGGGAGCAUUGUGCCAGAAGGCCAUGCAGCUGUAACCCAUGGGUGCUGACUCUUGGGAGCAUUGCAGGUGUGAGAUCAGACUGUAUAGCAGUGGACUGGCUUGGGAGAAACCUGUACUGGACAGAUGGGGCAGCAGGGCAGGUGCUGGCCACUCACCUGGGGGCUGCCUGGCGAGGGAUACCAGACUACACUGUGGUGAUGGAUGGAGAUCUGGACCAGCCCCACUCCCUUGUGCUUCAGCCUCUGGCAGGGCUGCUGUACUGGUCAGAAGUGGGGAGCCACCCGCGGCUGAUGAAGGCCAGUAUGGAUGGGAGUCAGCGGCACGUGCUGCUGGCCCAGGGGCUGGGCUGGCCCACAGCACUGGCCCUCGACCUUCCCACCUGGAGGAUCUUCUGGCUGGAUGAGAAGCUGGGUAGUGUCGGUUCUGCACACCUGGAUGGCACCAGUGUGAAGGUCCUGCACCUGAGCUGGGUCCGGAGCCCCUUUGCGGCGGUGGUGUGCGAGGAACAGCUCUACUGGUCAGAGAGGAAGGCAUGGUCUGUGCAGCACGUGGACAAGGCCAGUGGCAAGAACAGGACCGUGCUGCUCAAGCGACACGGGCAGCCCCAUGGCCUGCAGGUGAUGCACCCAGCCCUGCGCCCUAUGGUCCCCAACCCCUGUGCGGCACGUGGCUGCUCCCACCUGUGCCUGCUGAGCGCCGGGCGUGCUGGGCAGUGCCGCUGCCCCACUGGGCUGACACUGGCCACCAAUGAGACCACCUGCCUGCCCCUCCAUGAUUCGGCCUUUGCCCUCCUGGUGUCACCGGCAGCCGUGACACAGGUCUACCUGAAGGACCUGCCCACGACGGCUGGAUCCCAAGGCCUUCCCCCGCACCAGGCCCUGCCCUUGGCCAAGGUGGGCCGCCUGUCAGCCAUCGACUACUCGGUGAAAGACAAAAGCCUGUACUUUGCAGAGGUGGGGGGCGACUCCAUCGGAUUGCUGCGCCUGAAGGACUGGGGCCGGCUGUCCUGGAAGCUGGUGGUGGCUGUGGAGGGCACCGUUACAUCCCUGGCCCUGGACUGGCUUAGUGGGAACCUGUACUGGAUUGGGGGGCAGCCGCCCAGCAUCCAUGUGGCAGCUCCCGGGGGACGGUGGGCCCUGGAGCUGCUCAGCAAGGGGCUGCAGGGUGCCGCCUGGCUGGCGCUGAGCCCUCGUGCCUCCAGCAUGUGCUUUGUCACGGCGGCUGGCAGCCGCAGGCCGGGCGCUGCGGUGGAGUGCGCAGCCAUGGAUGGCACCAACCGCAGAGCCGUCUGGAGGAAAGCCUGGGCUCCCACUAGCCUUGCCUUCGGGGGUAUUGGCACCCGGCUGUACUGGGCGGACUGUGAGAGAGGCACCAUCAGCAGCGUUGAGCUGAAUGGAUCCCACUAUCGUGUGGUGCGGGAAGGGCUGCACGGCCUCUCGCUCUUUGCCAUCGGAGAAGGCUUCCUGCUCUGGAGCACGACCUCAAACAAUGGCGAGUCCAUCUGCUGUGCUUUGUCCGGCUCCUCCUACUGCACCAGGACACAGGGGUUCCAGCAAGAUCUGGCACAGUCGGCUGGAGCGGGCUGA
Messenger RNA from Falco peregrinus (peregrine falcon), 1673 nucleotides. RefSeq names its product low-density lipoprotein receptor-related protein 4-like. The record is from RefSeq and is a predicted model, not a curated record. The transcript is spliced from 7 exons. NCBI's taxonomy places the organism in Eukaryota, Metazoa, Chordata, Aves, Falconiformes, Falconidae. Bases 285 to 1673 code for a protein of 462 amino acids.